This is a messenger RNA of Coffea eugenioides, 944 nucleotides long. RefSeq names its product pathogen-related protein-like. The transcript is spliced from 4 exons. NCBI's taxonomy places the organism in Eukaryota, Viridiplantae, Streptophyta, Magnoliopsida, Gentianales, Rubiaceae. Bases 114 to 818 code for a protein of 234 amino acids. The record is from RefSeq and is a predicted model, not a curated record.
AUUGCUUGGGUAAGAUAAUACGACCCGCAAGAAAUUAGACUACAUCUGAUUUGUAUAUAUAGAUGACACUUUGAUAGUUUGCAAAAAUAUCUUGAAUCUUAUUCAGUCAUGCAAUGGCAGCCUCAGAAGGAGACAAGUACAGGUCCUACCUUACUGAAGAGGAUGUGAAGAACACCACCUGGAGGUUUGGUCCUCCUAAUUAUGAUGCUGUUAACAAACUAUUUGAAGAAGGCAGAACUAAGAUAUGGCCUGUUGGAUCACUUGAAGAGAAAGUGCAGAGGCUGGUCAAGACAUGGGAGAUGGAAAUUGUCCACAAAGUCAAUCCUGAUGAGUAUAAAACACUUGAUGCAAAGAAGUUUACUCUAGGCAUCAACGGGAGGAAAGCUUUGACAUUGGAAGAAGCUCAAAAGCUUGGAGGAAGUUACAAUGUGUUCCUGCAGACAGGCUUGCCAGAGAACUUUCGCGUUUACAAUCCUGCGAAUGAAACUGCUGAAUCAUCUCAGAAGGUUUUCACCACUACAUUCGCUCGUGGAUUCGCUGUAGAGAUCCUUCAAGUGUAUUCUGGACCGCCAGUGAUCGUGUAUAAGUUCAGACACUGGGGUUUCAUGGAGGGUCCUUUUAAAGGACAUGCUCCAACAGGAGAAAUGGUUGAAUUUUUUGGCUUGGCUAUUUUUGAGUUGGAUGAGCACUCUAAGGCUGUGAAAGCGGAGUUCUUUUAUGAUCCUGGACAACUACUUGGAGGUCUUGUGAAGGGCAAAAUGUCUGAUGAACACAAGGCUGAGACAAGUUCAAGCUGUCCUUUCUUCACUACAGCUUAGCUGUGAACUAGGAAAAUUGAUGAAUUGGACCCAUGCUGAUUACUUUGUUUUCGUUUGUAUAAUUGUACUCCUAUUAAUGAAAUGAGAGCAGAAUAAAAUGGCCAACUACUCCUUUUGCUGUUAAUA